Cynara cardunculus var. scolymus (artichoke) is the source of this 951-nucleotide messenger RNA. RefSeq names its product transcription factor DICHOTOMA-like. Gene Ontology annotation, molecular function: DNA-binding transcription factor activity; sequence-specific DNA binding. The transcript has a single exon. Gene Ontology annotation, biological process: regulation of secondary shoot formation. The coding region runs from base 1 to 951 and encodes 316 amino acids. NCBI's taxonomy places the organism in Eukaryota, Viridiplantae, Streptophyta, Magnoliopsida, Asterales, Asteraceae. Gene Ontology annotation, cellular component: nucleus. The record is from RefSeq and is a predicted model, not a curated record.
AUGUUUUCCUCAAAUCCUCUUGGGUACCUUCCCAAUUCUUUCUAUGACCAUGAAAAAGAUGAUUUUCACUUUAACUACCACCAGAGAAACCACGGUGACCCAUUUAUCUCCGGUGAAUGUUUUUUUCAUGCCAGCAACAGUACUGCUCUCCCUCCUCCGAUCAUGGAGAAUGCCACUACAAUCAAACAAGAUUUUGUUGGGCAGCAGCAGCAGCAACAGUUUUCUGAAAGAUCAGGGUUGCAGAAUUGUGAUUAUCGUGAUGAUCUUUUAGAUCCGGUAAUUUCUCGCCACAAGAAGAAAAUUGGGACCUUCAAGAAACAUGGGCAUAGUAAGAUCUGCACAGCUCGAGGCCCUAGGGAUCGGCGAGUGAGGUUCUCCAUUGAGGUUGCUCAAAAGUUUUUCUGUCUUCAAGACUUGCUAGGGUUUGACAAAGCAAGCAAAACCCUUGAUUGGCUACUUACCAACUCCAUGCCCGCAAUUAAGGAGCUGAUUGAAGAAACGGGCGACUGCUCAUCUUCCACAGUUAACCAUCCAUAUAAACUGAAAUUUCUUGAAGCCAUUAAUGGAGGAUCAGAUGAUCUGAGUGACGGCAAAAAGAAAAACUCAGUACUACCCAAGCGUGUUGCUGGCAAAAAGAAGAAAACUAGGCGAAAAUGCAAAACUGGAUUUCAAGUGAAUGUUACAAGAGACCAGUCAAGGGCAGAGGCAAGAGCAAGAGCUAGAGAAAGGACAAGAGAAAAAAUGCGAGUUAAGAAGCUUGGUGAUGAUUUGAAGACCUUAGCUCCUGAUGGUUGUGAGUACUAUGAAGUAAGCCCUUCAAAUCUAAUACUCAAAUCUGACUAUUGGCGUGAAAUUGAACCACAAAUUGAUUAUAAAAACAUAAGGUGGAAAUGCAUAAUGGGUUCAGAAACAUCACAGCAAUCAAAAGAUUCAAGCUUUACCAAUAUCUAG